This is a messenger RNA of Olea europaea var. sylvestris, 1258 nucleotides long. RefSeq names its product plastid division protein PDV1-like. Lineage: Eukaryota; Viridiplantae; Streptophyta; Magnoliopsida; Lamiales; Oleaceae. Bases 225 to 635 code for a protein of 136 amino acids. The record is from RefSeq and is a predicted model, not a curated record. The transcript has 2 exons. Gene Ontology annotation, biological process: chloroplast fission.
GGACUUUCGCUCUUCUCCUGUAUCAUUCUCCCCAGUUCGUUCAUUUCAACUAAAGUUGCUAUUUCAUUCCAUCGCCCUCUGUAAUAUAAAGAGAAUUUUUCUUAAUUUUCUUUCAUUUACAGUAUAGUACAGGAGGAUUGCUUCGGCUCUCGAAAAUUCCUUUUAUAUUCUUCAUAUAAUUGUGGUAUUCGUUCUAUUUUCUUUCCGUUUUUCCUCCAAAUGAAAUGAUAAAUGGGAUGGAAGAGAUCGAAGUGGUGCUUGAGAAAAUAUGGGAUUUGCAUGACAAGUUAAGCGAUGCAAUUCACUCCAUUUCUCGAACCCACUUCCAGAAUUCCAUAAAAAAUCCUCGCAAAUCCACUUACUCGGAGGAAUAUUAUUUUCAUGGGAAAAAGAAAUUCAAUGAUGAUGACAAUACCGGGUCGGGUUUUGUAUACAUGAAGGGGCUUCAGGUCGAUGACGAGGAUUCGGUAGUUCAAGAGGCCAAGAGUCUUUAUGCCAUCCGAACCGCGCUUGAGAAUCUGGAAGACCAGCUCGAGUUUUUUUUAUUCUGUACAAACUCAGCAGCAGGCAGAGAGAGAUGCUGCAGUUGCGCGUCUGGAGCAAAGUCGUAUUGCUUUUGCAAUGAGAUUAGCUGAACAUAAUGGUAAGAAGUACAAAGUUAUUGAAGAAGCACGAGCUUUGGUGAGCGAUGUACGGAAGGCUAGUCUAUUUGUUUCACUGGAAAAUCCCUUUGGUCCAUCAACCUAUCCUGUCAGUCGAAACUUUGCAUCACCUGAAGAUAAGAGGUAGAAUGUUCUUGUCAAUUUCCUUAUUUCGACCUUUAACUUUGUUUCUAGUACCCUCAAAUUGGAUAGUAUGAGCGGGACUCUGGGGAAUGCUGCUUUAUUUACGAUAAGCAUGCUUGCAUUCUUGCAUCUGAAUCAAGUAAGUGGUAAAGAAAAAUAUACGUUGAACCUCAGCCUUUCCCCAAAUCAAAAUCUCGACUACACAAGAGACAUGAGCAAAGUUUAUCGGACCGUGGGCUCGUCCUCCAGUGAUCAUUCCGAUCAGUUGGAUGUAAUGUCCGCUCGUGGUUAGUUUGAUUCAUCUGCUCAAGCAACUUUCAAUUUUGUUAGCUGUUGUAGUUUUGCAAAUAUAGUACCAAAAUUUUAUUGAUUGUAGUUUUUGUGUUAUUUAUUUGGGCAGAGUCGAACCUCAACUUUUGAUAUAUUUUGUAUAAAAUUGAUUGUAUUUUGUAUGUAUUCAGGCUUUUCAUGUA